CACUUUGACAGUUGUUGAACAAUAAUAAUUAAUUAAUUAAUUAUAAUAGAUAAUACUUAAUAAAAGCCAUUAUCUUUGUCUGUAAUAUAAACCGAGUGUGAAUUUUUAUAGUGGGUUCACUUUUUGGGUGUACAAUUGUUAUUGGAAUACAUAAAAUUAAGUGCAAUAAAAUGGAAGUAAAGCAAGAAAUUAGCGAGGAAACGUGUAAAAUAGAAAUAGUGUAUAAUGACUUAGAUUUAGAUGAUGCUCUUUUGGACGACUUUAAAAGUGAAAUUCAGGAGGAAUCCAAUGGGCAAAGUACACAUGACACUUGCGAUUCUUUAAACCAAAAGAAUUUUCCCAUGCCUACAGAAAGAGAACAACAUGGAAAUAUACUUAACCCAUUUGAAGAAAACCAAGACACUGAAAAAGGAUAUCUGCAAGAUGGAAACAAAGUGCCAGUUAUGGAGAAACUCAUCGAAGAUUCAUCUUACAAAGGAAAUGAUACGAGUCGACAGACUGAAUCAAAAACAUUAAGAAAAAAUAUGAAAGCUACGACGGGAAAAAGACCUUACAAGUGUGAAAUUUGUUUCAAAAAGUUUAUUGUUAAAAGUCAUUUAAAAAGACAUUUGAGAACGCACACUGGAGAAAAACCUUACAAGUGUGAAAUUUGUUUCAAGCAGUUUAUUGCUAAAGGUCAUUUGAAAAAACAUUUGAGAACGCACACUGGGGAAAAACCUUACAAGUGUGAAAUUUGUUUCAAGCAGUGUUCUGACGCAAGUAAUUUGAAAGUACAUUUGAGAGUGCACACCGGAGAAAAACCUUACAAGUGUGAAAUUUGUUUCAAGCAGUAUUCUAAUGCAAGUAAUUUAAAAAAACAUAUGAAAUCUCACACUGAAGAAAAACCUUACAAGUGUAAAAUCUGUUUUAAACAAUUUAAUGCAGAAGAAAAGUUGAAAAAUCAUUUGAGAAUACACACUGGAGAAAAACCUUACAAGUGUGAAAUUUGUUUCAAGCAGUGUUCUAACGCAAGUAAUUUGAAAGUACAUUUGAGAGUGCACACCGGGGAAAAACCUUACAAGUGUGAAAUUUGUUUCAAGCAGUUUAUUGUUAAAUGUCAUUUGAAAAGCCAUUUGAGAACGCACACUGGAGAAAAACCUUACAAGUGUGAAAUUUGUUUCAAGCAGUGUUCUGACGCAAGUAAUUUGAAAGUACAUUUGAGAGUGCACACCGGGGAAAAACCUUACAAGUGUGAAAUUUGUUUCAAGCAGUUUAUUACUAAAGGUCAUUUGAAAAAACAUUUGAGAACGCACACUGGGGAAAACCUUACAAGUGUGAAAUCUGUUUUAAGCAAUUUAGUGUAGAAGAAAAGUUGAAAAAUCAUUUGAGAAUACACACUGGAGAAAAACCUUACAAGUGUGAAAUUUGUUUCAAGCAGUGUUCUGACGUAAGUAAUUUAAAAGUACAUUUGAGAGUGUACACCGGGAAAAAACCUUACAAGUGUGAAAUUUGUUUCAAGCAGUUUAUUACUAAAGGUCAUUUAAAAAAACAUUGGGGAAAAACCUUACAAGUGUCAAAUUUUUUCAAGCAGUGUUCUGACGUAAGUAAUUUGAAAGUACAUUUGAGAUUGUACACCGGGGGAAAACCUUACAAAUGUGAAAUUUGUUUUAAACAAUUUAGUGUAGAUGGAACUUUGAAAAAGCAUCUAAGAAUACACACUGGAGAAAAACUUUCAUUGUCAUAAGUAUCUCGACAAUCCGUUGUGGAUCUUGGCCUGCUCGCAAAGAAGUCAACACUCCUGUCGAUUCCUGACAACUUACCUCCAUCUUCUGACCCUUAAGCCGGACUCAAACGACUCGUGUACUUCGCAAGUACAGAAUUAUUCGCAUACUUGGAAAGUAUACGAGUGUGCGAUUGCAAUGACAAACAGGGCACUCACACGACGUGUACAAUGUACAAGUACGCGAGCGUAAACAUUUAUCUUAACGACCUUGACAAAUGAAUCAGUGGUAUUGAUUACUAAUAAAUAGACCAGGACAUUUAUGAAACAAUAAGGGCCGGUUGUUCGAACGCUAAUCAACAAUGAUCAUUAUCAAAUAUUUAAUUACUGUAACGAACUGUCAAUGUCAACUUUGUUUGGGUUGCUGAAAACAUAAUUGAUUACAAUUAUGAAAUUACUUAAUCAAUUAUGUUAAUAAUUGUUAUGUUAAUUGAUCAACUAAUCUCAUAAUUAUAAUAAAUUAUGUUUUCAGCAACCCAAUAAAAGUUGGCAUUGACAGUUUUGGUGACAGUAAUUCAAUAUUUGAUAGGGAUCAUUGUUGAUUAGCGUUCGAACAACCGGCCCUAAAUCGAUAUUUAAAUACAGCACGUAGAAAGUUACAACUUUCUUCAUUGUGUUCAGGAUGACACCAGUAAAAAGUCAACAAUAGAAACAUGGCUCGAAAUGCAUAGUUGCAUUUUAAAGUGCAUGAUCCCAGGCAACCAAACGACGUUUUUAUAACGUAGAUAACACGUCAUAAAAAUGACCAAUUGACGUGUUUCUAUGACGUAGUAUCGACGUUGAAAAUCACGUGUAUUUGUCUCAUCGAUUUGACGUCAUAAUUGUGACGAUUUUAAAACGUCUAAAAGGUGACGUCUUUUAUACGUCGGUAAUAUUCACGUCUUUAAUACUUUCAAAAAGUGACCUCUUUCAGAUGUUUCAAAAUAGGUAGUAUAAAAAAUAGGUAACAUGAAACCUAUAGGUCUACGUCUCAUGUGUCGAUGAAGAUAUACUACUAUUUGUUUAAGAUCGCUUGUGCAUUAGAAGUAAUCUAACAUUGAUUCUGCAUGAUUGUACCAGCCCUCGCAUUAUAGAAUUUUCACUAUUUAUAUAAGUAUACCUACUUACUGUGUCAAAACUGAAAAAACAUACAAACUAAUAAAUAAUUUAUUAACAAAUUACUCGAUAAAAGUCGAUAACACAUAAUUAGUUCAUUAACAGAAAAUAAACAUAACCUCAAACAGUUGUCAAGAAGAAUACUGCAUUAAACUAACUCACUGAGCAAAAACGAAUACAAAUCUCUUAAUUAACACGUUUCUUCAACUAAAUAUCUAAACGAAAAGUCUUAUUUUAUCACACAAGACACAAACCACGUAAACAAUAAAUGAGAAAUUUAUUAUGAAAAUUAUUUAACGAAAUUGUUUGGAGUAAUACAAACAAGCUCCUCCCAAUUUUGUGACGUCAGACUUAAACUGUCUGAAAAGAAAACGUUUUUUAAACGUUACUUUAACGUCAUUAAUCUUACGUAUUUAAAGUCACCUACAAAAGACGUCUAUAUGACGUAAUUUUCAAAUACGUGUAUAUAUUCAACCAAAACUGACGUUUCCUCGACGUUACAUGACGUCAGUUGGUUGCCUGGGAUAUGCAUCCAAAGUGCACAAACAUGUCAAAAUAAGUGUACUUGAGGACGAAUACGCCAUCAGAACUGACCAUCGGGGCACCUGGUGUCCAGGUUCACUGCUAAGGCACGUCAUCUAAAGUUUAGAGGGUUUUCGUCACUAAAUUUAUGCAAACAUAUUACUCGGGAGUUUUUGGGGUAGCUGAGCAAAAAUACGCCAUCAAAACCGACCCCCGUUGCACCUGAUGCCCAAAAACCCUCCAAACUCCUGAAAAUAACAUGCCUUAGCAUUGUGUACCAGGUGGUCGGUUCUGAUGGCGUAUUCGUAUUCAGCGACCCCAAAAACCGCAAGAAAAUGUUAUAAAAGAUAGAAAGUUAUAGAAAUAUAGUAAAUAAAUGUAAAUGUGAAGAAUAAAGGAAAGGUCGGUACAAUAUUUUAUUUGUUAAAGAUCAUUUAAAUUAUUUAAAUAAUUGAGUAUCAUGUAUGUACAGGCAAGCUAAUGUUCAUUUGCAUUGCAUAUUUACAGAACAGAAGGAAAAAAAGGAUAAAAAGAGAAAAAGCAGAAUAUAAAAAAAUAAAAUUAUUGGCUUUAAAAAUAAAACUAAUAGGCCUGGAUACCGCGCACCAAAAAAAAUUUAUUAAUAGCAAGCUGAAAAUUUGGUAAUAGCUUAAUGGUGUCUAGUCGGACAAACUUUGAUGUACGGGAACACUGGAACAGGGGAACUUUUAAUUAUUGUGGAACAGUUUAAAAAUUUGGAAAGUCAGAUUACGAAAACAUCCAUGUAUUUUGUCAGACAGAACAUCCAAUUGAUUUGUUACCCUUUCAUUAAACUCUCAUGUAAAAUCAGACUGCUAUUACUAACCAACAUGAUUCCUGUCAUUUAACAUGUUCUUCGUGUUCCACUCAUUAAAAUGCCCAGUUGGUGAUAAACACCAACACCAGUCUGAUAUUUGCAUGAAAUGGUAACAAAUCAAUUGAAAGUUCUGUCUGACAAAAUAUGUGGAACAUUUUCAUAGUCUCGACGCUCCAAAUUUUUAACCUGUUCCACAAUUAGAACUUCCAGUGUUCCCAUACAUCAAAGUUUGUCCAACUAGACACCGUUAAGCUAUUAACAAAUUUUCAGCUUGCUAUUAAUCAACUUUUUUUGGUACGUGGGAUCCAGGUAUAUAAAAAAAUGGGAUAAACUACAAUAAAUAAAAAGUUUAACACAUUCAUUUUGCUUUUAUUAAUAAAUAUAUUUACAAUCUACCAGUGUUCAUUUAUUAAUACUUAUUAUUUAGUGUUAUAUUGUUUUCUGAAAUAUUUUUAUUAUUUUUUAUCGGUUGUAAUUAUUCAUCGUUUACUUCAUCUUCAGUUUUAUUCACAGGAAAAUUGUCAUCCAUAUCAAUGUCAGUAUUAUGAAGCACUCUAGUUGCAACAAUCACAGUCAUGUUGUCUAAUUGUAGUCUCAUUUCUAAGCCGAGUAUAGGAAAUCUUCAUUUCCACAAUCCAUAUUGCUGUUCUACUACAUUCCUUGUUCGUCAUUGUCACCAACCAAUAUGUAAUGGCCAAAGAUACCACUUUCAAAAUUCAGGGGCUAGGGUCACACAAACAUAACUACAUUAAACUUCUUAUUUAAGAUUCACACGAACGUAUGUCCACCUGCUUUAGUUCUGAUUUGCACAUGCAUACUUAGGUACAUAUAACGUUCAGUUACCGUAACCCUAAUAUUUCUGUAGACGAAAAUAAAACAAAAUGUAGCUAUGUUUGUGUGAUUUUAAGCUCCUGAAUUAUGCUUCAGCCUACUAUUAUUAAAAUUGUCUUAUUUGAUGGCCACAGUACAACAAUAUCUCUAAUUUUAAAUUUUGCAUCACUGGACAUUCAAUGCAAAAAAUGAUUUUCUGGACCUGAAAAUUUCUGCAUCCUGAACACCUGCAGAAUCUAUUUUAAUUAAAGUAUAACCCAUUGCACUCAUUAUUCUAGGGAAUACAGCAAUCUUGUAAGAAUCUUCAACAGCUUUCCAGCUCUUGAUGAUUCUUGCAAUUGUAAAGGAUACUAUUUUUAUAAUUCUACUUGCUGAAUCUCUGGACACUGCCUUAAAAUCAGCUACAUUUAAUUGCAUACUUCCUGAUGCAUAAAAUCCAACAGAAUUUGUUGCAUGGGAGUAAUGUAUCCACCUCUAAAAUAAAUAAACAGCAUUGUUUUUACUUAAUAUCAACAAAUUUUUAGUCACUUACCUAAUAGUGAAAGUUAUUUGAUUUCCUAUUUAAGAAGGCACAAAACUGUUUGUUUUCAACCUAAAUCUUUGAUAAAAAUCCAGAUCAUCAUAAUAAUAUUAUUAUUGUUCAAAACAGUUUGUUCUUAAUCUGUUCUGGUUCAUUUUUGGUCUUCUGAAUACAAUAAAUUUCUUGAACUAGACGUUUAAAGAUUAUACAUAAUUGUGCUUUUAAAGUACAAUUAAUUAAUCCUAGUAAUAAUAUAAUAUGUUAUUAUUGACUGUAAAGUUAACCUUAAAAGUUAAAUACAAAAACAACAAAACAUGAAAACAAAUACAUACUAUGAAAACAACUGUUUUCUUUUCAACUCAACAAAAUAGGUUUAAAGGAGAGCAAGUCUCUAGGUGGUGUAUUUAAAAAUCGAUUUAUUCCGGUGUUUUUAGUGCUAAAUGCACUGGUCUAAUGAAUAGUCGCAGUAAAUGCCAAUUAUUUAUACAUUUCGUUUGACCGCCUCUGCAAGUAUAGACAAGUAUGUACUUCGCAAGUGUGCGAAUAAUCGUGAUCCCUUUGACUCGGGUCUUUUUUACCGACAACAGUUGGAAGACGAACGAGUGGCAACGAGUGACAAAUAAUUGUACGAGUAACUCACUCAGACGACAUGGCAAGUAUACGCAAGUGACGAUUAUUCAUGUUGUCGUAUGAGUCCGGCUUUAGAAUUUUUAGAUCUUCUCAUCUUUAGGUCUACAUAAUCAAUCCAUCUUCUUCAUGGCCGUCCUCUACUUCUAGUCUGGAAAGCCAAGACCGAUAAAAUACAUUCAGAAUGUUUACUCCAUUGUGGCAAAUAUGCUAGGAAAUAGCUGGAUGAUUUCUACACAGAUAUGUUAAAAUCAGGAGAAAUCCCCCAUUCACUAAAAAAGACAUCCAUUAUAGCCAUAUUAAAACCAUGAAAAGCAAAUGAUCAACCCAAAAACUACCGACCGAUUGCACUGCUGAGCUGUGUCUAUAAACUAUUGGAACACUUAAUCUACAAAAGAAUUAGUAAAAACAUAUUUAGGUUAAUACCAAUUGAGCAAGCAGGGUUCAGACCUAACCGCAGCUGUACAGAUUAGAUUCUAUCCCUAACAACACAUAUUGAAGCAGGUUUUGAAAGAAAGCAAAAAACAUCCGUUGCUUUCAUUGACCUAUCAGCUGCAUACGACACAUAGACAAUGAGAAUGAUCUCAGGUACAAUUCGACCAACACCGAACUAUUAGCUUCCCAUUCUGAGUCACAUUCCACCACCGAAACUAAGAAGUCAUUCUCUUCUCAGAGAAUAUCUAAAAAUUGAGGCUAACUAUCAACUACUUAUAUAUUCUACCAUGAUAAGCUUGAUAUCGAAAUGAACAGACUACGCUCCAUAUAGCCUCCAUUGUUAAGGGCCACCUCCUUACAUCAGGAACAUUUCAACCUCACCAACGCUUGGAGAAGACAAUGGGAGAGCGACUCACCACAGGAAGCACACCAAAUGGCCUGUAUAGAUCAGAAACCGCCAGGCUUUGAACUGCCCCGCAACUUAUGGACAACGCUAAACAGAAUAAGAACAGGUAGCGGUAGAUGUGCUGACAGCUUGCAUAGAUGGGGAAAAGCCCUUACUCCUGAGUGUGACUGGUGCGCAACGACAGACCGUCCGUCACAUUGUUGAAGAAUGCCCCCGAAGGCGAUUCCCUGGAGUUUUCGAUGAGUUCCUGAAUACGACCGAAAAUGUUUUACAUUAUAUUAAUACAUCAGUUGUUCGUUUGUGAUACUUCAUGUAACUUUUUAUUUUAUUUUUUUUACAAUAAAUUUGAGCAGGGGUCGUAAAACCCAUAUGCCCAUUUGACUACAA
Molecule: messenger RNA, 7417 nt
Organism: Diabrotica virgifera virgifera (western corn rootworm)
Lineage: Eukaryota; Metazoa; Arthropoda; Insecta; Coleoptera; Chrysomelidae
Product: zinc finger protein 239-like
Exons: 2
Coding region: 171-1343 (390 amino acids)
Biological process (GO): regulation of transcription by RNA polymerase II
Cellular component (GO): nucleus
Molecular function (GO): DNA-binding transcription activator activity, RNA polymerase II-specific; RNA polymerase II cis-regulatory region sequence-specific DNA binding
Source: RefSeq, a predicted model, not a curated record